Messenger RNA from Xiphias gladius (swordfish), 3745 nucleotides. RefSeq names its product solute carrier family 2 member 3b (gene slc2a3b). The record is from RefSeq and is a predicted model, not a curated record. Gene Ontology annotation, biological process: response to insulin; monosaccharide transmembrane transport. Lineage: Eukaryota; Metazoa; Chordata; Actinopteri; Istiophoriformes; Xiphiidae. Gene Ontology annotation, cellular component: basolateral plasma membrane; apical plasma membrane. The transcript is spliced from 11 exons. Gene Ontology annotation, molecular function: hexose transmembrane transporter activity. The coding region runs from base 268 to 1821 and encodes 517 amino acids.
ACGUGCCUGUUAACUUGUAACACUUUCUAUAAAGUCACAGGGAGAGGAGGGAGGACUCAACAUUUAUCUGUGCAAACAGAUCUGGACGAGACUGUUUUACUGGAUAAGCAAAGGCUGGCACCACACACCGGAUUUUCUGCUUCCUGUUGGCACGAAGGGGUGUGUUCAUAAGAAAGAAGAGGCAGUUCAAGCAUAAGAAGCCUCACUUUGUGACCUGAAGAGUCCCCGUUAUUUUCUCCUGAAUUUCUUCUAACAGCAGCAGCAAAGAUGGAGCGGAUGGAGGAUGAGAAGCCGAAGAAGAAGGUGACCCCUUACCUUCUCUACUGUGUUUCAACAGCAGUCAUCGGCUCGCUACAGUUUGGCUACAACACUGGGGUCAUUAAUGCACCAGAGCAGAAACUGCGUGCAUUUUUCCGGAAUGUGUCUAUGGAACGGUACGGGGAGCCUUUCAGCCCAGGAACAAACACCAUGGUGUGGAGUUUUUCUGUGGCCAUCUUUAGUGUUGGAGGCAUGAUCGGGUCCUUCUCUGUUGGAGCCAUGGUCAACAAAUUUGGCAGGCGUAAGUCCAUGUUCCUAUCUAAUGUCCUUGCACUUAUUGGCGGUGGUCUGAUGGGGCUGUCGACCCUGAGUCAAUCUUUUGAGAUGAUCAUCGUCGGCCGGUUCGUCAUCGGUGUGUUCUGUGGUUUGUGCACGGGACUGACACCGAUGUACGUGGGCGAGAUCUCGCCAACCGCUGUCCGAGGAGCUUUCGGCACUCUGCACCAGCUGGGUGUAGUUAUUGGCAUCUUGGUGGCACAGGUCUUUGGUCUGGAGUCUCUGCUGGGCUCAGCCACUUUGUGGCCUCUGCUGCUGGCUCUGACCGCUGUGCCUGCCGUGGUGCAGACCAUCAUGUUGCCCUUCUGCCCUGAAAGCCCCCGCUACCUACUCAUUGUCCUCAACCAGGAGGAGGAGGCAAGAAAAGCACUGGUGCGCCUUCGUGGCUGUGAAGAUGUGAGUGACGAUAUACAAGAGAUGAAGGAAGAAGGGAUGAGGAUGAGUAUGGAAAAGAAAGUGACCAUCCCCGAACUCUUCCGCUCCCCAAAAUACCGUCAACCAAUCAUUAUCGCUAUCGUUCUCCAGCUCUCUCAACAGCUGUCUGGCAUCAACGCUGUCUUUUACUACUCCACAGGCAUAUUUGAUAGUGCUGGUGUAAGUCAACCCAUCUACGCCACUAUUGGAGCUGGAGUUGUCAACACUGUGUUUACUAUUGUCUCUCUCUUCCUAGUUGAAAGGGCGGGGCGAAGGACCUUGCACCUGAUUGGACUGGCUGGAAUGGCUGUUUGUGCCCUCACCAUGACAAUUGCUCUCUCGUUAGGGAAGACCAACCCGUCUCUAAGCUACCUGGCGAUUGUGGCUGUGUUCGGUUUUGUUGCCAGUUUUGAGAUGGGUCCAGGUCCCAUUCCCUGGUUCAUUGUGGCUGAGCUUUUCUCCCAGGGGCCCCGACCUGCUGCCAUGGCUGUCUCUGGUUUCUCCAACUGGACUGCCAACUUCCUGGUGGGGCUAGGUUUCCCUAAACUGGAGGAACUAUGUGGCCCAUACGUCUUCAUCAUCUUCACAGUCUUCCUCAUUGUGUUCUUCAUCUUCACCUUCCUGCGUGUGCCUGAAACCAAAGGAAGAACCUUUGAUGACAUUGCUCAGGGAUUCGCUGCCAGUGCGGAGAAACCCACCCAAUCCCCGGUGCCUGAGGCAGUGGUUGUCAGUCUGCCAGACAGCAAAGAACCUACACCUAUGUCGCCCACAGAAAAGGUUCCCAUGGUGGAUCUUCCCCCAGCGAAACCAUGAGAAUCUUUAGACAAAAGAAGGAGGCCUUAGCAUAUGAUGCAGAAAAACAGGUUCAAAGAACUUAGAUACUGUAAGGAGUUAUAUUUCAUAACUCACAAAUGAUAAAAGAGCAGUGAGUUUGUGUUUAGAAAAAGCCAACUCAGUGUAUUAAUGCAAAAACAAUGUUUUUAGCGUGCCUUUUUUAAAUAUAAUGCAGUGUUUUUUUAAAGAUUCCCAAGUUACAAAUGCUAAAACAAUUGACAGAAUUCCCUGUAAUCCUGCUUUAAACAUGGGCCAAACUUAAUUGAAUUACCAGACCUUAAUGUUUGUUGACAUUCGCAGUGCCAGCUCUGUACAUAUUGAUCCGUGUAAAAUGAUAAACAGAUGUUCAGUGUUAAGUCCCAGGUCUUCAGCUACCCCCAGUGUUAAAAGGUUGCAGGAUUUGGGAGGCUUUAUGUAUUGAGGUCAAGCCUGAAAAGCCGGUUUUGGAGUGCAGUAGUCUGACCCAAAAAAGGCUGACUCUCUGUCCUGUGUGCCUGCCUGAGGUGCCUUGCUGCCAGGGGAAAGGACCCAUGUUGUCUUGAGUAGACAGAAUAAACAGGGAGGAGGUGCUGCAGCGGUGUCUCUCUUCUUCUGGGUGCACAAAAAGCACUGACUAUAGAUUAAAAUAUAUAUAUUAAAGCAUUUUUAAGCAAGAUAUGUACAGCGUGAUGACGUCAUCAGAGAGUAGAAGAUAUUUGUCCCUGUGUAUAUUGUUUGAACACAGGAGUGCUUGUGCUGAUAAAGAAGUAACUUAAGAACAGUUCUGUAAAUUGGUGGCAUCUGCAUCACACAUAUUGUAUGCAUUGGAAUGUAGUCUAGCACUGCCAAGUCCUAACAGAGACCCUGUUUUAUGGUUUCACUGCAGGGUACAAUGAGGAUGACAGAAAAAUUACUGUAGUGCAGUCGUUUACAGAAUUGUGUUACAACAGUAGGAUACAAAAACUCAGGUGGCUAUUUCUGUUAUUGUAUAUGGCUUCUAACUGUUACAGCAGAGAAAAUGCAUUUAUCCAUCACUGUACUUGAAACUCUUUACUCAUCAGUACAAGACUGCAAGCUACUGCAUCACAGGUCAUGAAAUCAAAUAUCUCAGAAUCUCUAAAACAAUGUUACAUCACUUCAGAAGUGCUUUUCAGUGUUACACAGUCGUUUGAGGGAUGCAUUGUAACUCAUUCAAGUCUACUGAUAUCUCAGUCCGAACAACACAUUAGCCAUGUGAGACGGUGAUACUGAACAAAAACACUACAUUAAUUGUAUUUAUUUAAAUGGUUUACACACAAACCAUGUCUUGUCAUAUGUAUUUGUGUCCAGUUGUCUGAAAUCAUGUGUAUAUAUAGUAGAAUCUCCAGUUACUGCAUCAUGAUCAAGUAUUACAGCACAGUAUACAUGCUUAUAAAUGUUUUGUCAGUGUUUGUACAGUUGCAUCUUCUUUUGGAUAUGCGCACAUUCACAAGAAAGCACCUUUCAGCUUCUGAGCUUAGCAGCGUUUCGUUUGCACUUUGGCAGUCUGACUACUUUGUAAUGAAUGUUUUGUGUGUUUCUGUGUGGAUCUCUGUUAUAUGUAAAUAUACUUGUAUGUGUUAGGGUAUGCGUGCUUUUGGUUUUGUUACUGUAUUUGUCUUUCAUAAUCCUGUUACAUCAACUGGUUUUUCUGGCCCUCUGGAAACACUGUUACUAUGGUGAAUGCCAUGAUGUUGCUUCUCAGUUCUCAAUAUGCACAUCUUUAAUAUGUAUAUUUUGCUCUUUUGUUGUCUUUUCUUUGCGAAAAAACAGAAGUGACAGUGACAAAGGUUGAGUGCGUGUGUGGGAUAAGAGCCUUACUGUUUUUCGAUUAUAAUAUCCUCUGUUCUCCUGCUGUGAUAAUAUGAGUGACACUUGGUUUGAGAAACUAAAAAGGAAAUAAAGU